This is a messenger RNA of Nanorana parkeri, 3370 nucleotides long. It is a transcript of the gene STK10, whose product is annotated as serine/threonine kinase 10. The record is from RefSeq and is a predicted model, not a curated record. Lineage: Eukaryota; Metazoa; Chordata; Amphibia; Anura; Dicroglossidae. The coding region runs from base 103 to 2982 and encodes 959 amino acids. Gene Ontology annotation, biological process: protein phosphorylation. The transcript is spliced from 19 exons. Gene Ontology annotation, molecular function: ATP binding; protein serine/threonine kinase activity.
UUCUCUGUAAAGUGAAUUUUGUCGCAGUCUAGUCCCGUUUGGCCGGAGCCUCCGCUGGGGGUUGUGAUACUUCGCCCGGGUGUCCCGCUUUCCGCACCGGCCAUGGCUUUUGCCAACUUUCGCCGUAUUUUGCGGUUCACUGGGGACAGGAGGAAGCUGCGGGAGUACGAGCACGUCCGGAGGGACCUGGACCCCAGCCUUGUGUGGGACAUAGUGGGAGAGCUGGGGGAUGGAGCGUUCGGCAAGGUGUACAAGGCCAAGAACAAGGAGACGGGUGUCUUUGCAGCUGCCAAAGUUAUAGACACAAAGAAUGAGGAGGAGCUGGAAGACUAUAUGGUUGAAAUAGAAAUUUUGGCCACCUGUGACCACCCUAACAUUGUUAAGCUGCUUGGGGCAUUUUACUAUGAGAACAAGCUUUGGAUCAUGAUUGAGUUUUGUCAAGGAGGAGCAGUGGACGCCAUCAUGCUAGAGCUUGAUCGUGGUUUGACAGAACCUCAAAUUCAGGCCAUCUGCAGGCAGAUGUUAGAAGCGCUAGCCUACCUCCACAGCAUGAAGAUAAUCCAUCGGGACUUGAAAGCAGGAAACGUACUGCUAACUCAAGAUGGAGCCAUCAAACUCGCGGAUUUUGGUGUUUCUGCAAAAAAUGUGAAGACACUGCAGAGAAGGGAUUCCUUCAUUGGAACACCAUACUGGAUGGCCCCUGAGGUGGUGAUGUGUGAAACUAUGAAAGACGCUCCAUAUGAUCAGAGAGCAGACAUCUGGUCUUUAGGGAUAACGCUGAUUGAAAUGGCUCAGAUUGAACCCCCACACCAUGAACUUAAUCCAAUGCGUGUCCUCUUGAAAAUCGCCAAGUCCGAGCCACCCACACUUGCUGCCCCUUCAAAGUGGUCUCCGGAGUUCCGGGACUUCCUGAAAAUAUCCCUUGAUAAAAAUCCUGAAACAAGGCCAAGCGCAGCACAGCUCCUGGAGCAUCCAUUUUUGAACAGAGGCAUCAGUGCUCGAGUUUUGAGGGAUCUUGUAGCAGAAGCAAAAGCUGAAGUAUUGGAUGAAAUAGAAGAAAAUGGAGAAAUGGAGGAGGAAGAUUCACCAGAAUCAGUUUCUGUAAGCUGCCAUCUUCAUCCACCAGCAAAGAAUGGCCAGUACUCCUAUGAUAUGGAAAAAGAUAAGGGCCCUGUUGGCAAUGGAAUAAAGCCUCUUGCAGAACAUUCAAAGGACCAAAGCCCAGACAGCACUAUAAGCAGCAAAGCUGACAGUAGAAGUUCUUCAGAGAACAUUCACGUAGAAAAUCUUCACAGUGGAGAAGAUGUAAAGCCUGACAUUAUCAUCAUCAACCCAUUGGUUGAAGCUGAGAGAAGGAGCCACUCUGCGGCUGAAAAGCAUAGCCAGGACAAGGCUAAACAACACCUAUCAGUUACAUCUAACAAUCACAAACCAAAGAGCAGCCAAUAUGAACGUCUUUCUGCAGAGCUAUUUCAUAAUGGAAGUAUCGACUCUCCCUCACGUUUCUUCGGUAGCUGGUCUAAAAGGGACUCAGAUUCAGGCAGUAAUUCUGCUUCAGACAGUAUGGAUCUCAGCAUGAACCUGUCAGCUGAUCUUUCCCUUAACAAAGAAACCGGUUCCUUGUCAGUCAGGGAUUCUCGACUUCACAGCAAAACACUGAAGCGUACCAGGCGAUAUGUAGUUGAUGGUGUUGAAGUGAGCAUUACAACCUCGAAGAUUAUUGGGGAUGAUGAAAAGAAAGAUGAAGAGAUGCGCUUCUUGAGGCGCCAGGAACUACGUGAGUUGAGGCUCUUACAGAAGGAAGAGCACAGGAACCAGGCCCAGCUGAAUGCAAAACAUGUCUUACAGCAGGAGCAGAUGAUACGUCGCUUUGAACAGGAAAUGCAUACAAAGAAAAAAUACUAUGACACAGAGCUGGAAAUGCUGGAACGGCAGCAGAAGCAGCAGAUUGAACGUAUGGAACAAGAGCAUGCCGUGCGCAGGAGAGAUGAGGCCAAGCGAAUUCGCACUGAGCAAGAAAAAGAACAUAACCGAUUCCUUGAGCAUCUUAAGUUACGGAAAAGAGAGGUGAAGGCUGCAAUAGAGAAGCUUCCGAGACAACAACGCAGAGAAAGCAUGAGGGUGAAAAUGGAUGAGUUUACACAGAGGAAACAGACAGAGGAGCAACAGUUUCUAAACAAGCAGAAAGAAGAUAUGGCUUUGGCUAUGAGUGCCAUUACCCUAGAGAACAGGAAGGAGAUUCACAGCAAGGAGAGGGAUUUUCUGAACAAGAAACAGCAGCUUCUUAGAGACAGGGAAGCCUGCAUUUGGGAUUUGGAAGAGCGCCACCUACAGGAGAGACACCAGCUUAUUAAGCAGCAGCUAAAAGACCAGUACUUCUUACAGCGGCAUGAAUUGCUUAGAAAACAUGACAAGGAGAAAGAACAGAUGCAGAGGUACAACCAGCGAAUGAUGGAGCAGCUUCGAUUACGACAGCAGCAAGAAAAGGGCCGAAUGCCAAAAAUCCAGAGAAGUGAAGCAAAAACCAGGCUGGCCAUGUACAAGAAAAGCCUUCAUAUCAGUUCUAGUUCUAGUGCUGCUGAGCAGAGAGAGAAGAUAAAGCAGUUCUCUCAGCAGGAGGAGAAAAGACAAAAAGCAGAGAGAGCACAACAGCAACUGAAACACGAGCAAAAUCAACUGGAAAUGCAGGCCCAGUGUGACAGUAAUGCCAGGGAGCUGCAGCAGUUACAGAAUGAAAAGUGUCACCUUCUAGUGGAGCAUGAGACCCAGAAAUUGAAGGCAUUGGAUGACACGCAUAUUCAGAUGAUAAGAGACUGGAGGGAUCAGCUAAGACCACGUAAAAAGAUCCUGGAGGACGACUUAGAGCAGAAGAAGCAGGAACAGGAAAUGUUUUUCCGCGUGGGUGAAUUUGAAGCAGGACAAUGUGGACCUUUCCUGAAACCCGCCAAAUUUGUUGCCUACAGUUCAGCUGAAGCUUCAUAAGGUUUUGUUUAACUGAAGAGAACAAUACAGACUGUAAAGUUCAUCUGCACACACAGCUGGGCAAAGAUGUCUUACCACUUAACCAUCUACUUGUAUUGGUGCGUCCAGCAUAUCUGUAAAGGCGGCUGUAAGUCAUCUCCUGGACAUUCUAAAACCCGAGGAUCCUGUAAACCAUUGGAGGAAGUCAGUGUUCAUCAUUAUUAGACAUGAUUUAAGGUUUUUUUCUUGUGUCACAUCAUAUGAAGAAAUGGUUUAAGGGACAUGCCAUUGUUUGGCUGUGUGUGUAUGUGGUCCUUCAAAGCAUAAAGGCCAGCAUGCUUUAAUUUAACUAUUAGAAGAUCAGAAACUGUAUGCCAGUUUGCUGCCAGUUUAUUCCUUAAUUAUCCAU